Lachancea nothofagi CBS 11611 is the source of this 1665-nucleotide messenger RNA. The record is from the annotation of a GenBank genome assembly. Lineage: Eukaryota; Fungi; Ascomycota; Saccharomycetes; Saccharomycetales; Saccharomycetaceae.
AUGCGCUUUGGACCUCUUGCUACUGCUCGAAGAUUCAUCCAGAUACCAAGAAUCUCAAGGCUGACGGGACUGAAUAUACCCGAUGAGAGAUUGGCGCCCACUAAAGAGGAACUCGAUAUCAUCGACCAACUACCUUUCUUUCAAAAGGAAUUUAAACCCACCAAUCGGAGUAUCACAAAGGCUAAAAGGGCUUAUUUGGACAAGAAACUACCAAUUGUACGGCAACUGUUUCCAAACCCACAAGACGAAGACUACCUUUCUUAUAAAAUCCCAGAAAAUCUGCCGAACCCGUUUCUGGAUGCCUAUGCCAGGGCCACGACGAAUCCAGUGACUGGAACUGUCGAGUAUGACGGCACGCCCAGACUUUCUGUGACCAAAUUGCUCACUAAAAGAUGGUGCGAACUUCGGGAAACUUACGAUAUCUAUUCCCAAGUCCCAAUCUUUGAACAUGGCCGAAUCUCACGGGGCCGCCGUGAACACCAAAAGCUUGAAGAUGAUGUUCAUUUGCCGCUCCAGAGUGUCGAAGAGUUUAAGGCCGAAUUUGAGAUAGAUAUACCGGACGACGCAUUUCAUACACUUGUGGAGGACUGGUUUCAGACCAUGACACGGCUUUUAACGCUUUUCCAAAAGGGCCAAGCCAGAGAAAUUCUGUGCCACGGAUACUUGAGCUCGAAAGCUUGUCGACUGCUUGACGGAAGCGUCAAGGACGAAGAAGAUGUUUUGAUCAGCGGCAUUAUCGAUCAUUUGAUUCUAAAAAAGCGGGAUGCCGCGACACUCUCACCUACACCUUUGAAACUGAAUUUGAGUAGCGCAGCAAGCUACGACUUGAGGCAAAUUUUAGAGGUCUUGCCUCAGCUGGUUCAAGACGCAAGCCAGGAAUUGGAGGUUAUUGUCAGUGACGUGAAGACAAGGUCCACAAAGACUAUUCCGCAGCAACAGACUGUCAUAAGUGCUUCAAAAACCCAAGUUAUGUAUUACAGGUACUUUUUGGAGAACCUCAGCUCGAAUGCCGAUCGGACUUAUCAAAAACUUCUCAUAAAUGCCGGAAGGCGUGGGUUCGAUGUAGACGCCCCUAUCAACCCCGCGAAAGUCAUUUACUUGAUGGAAGUCGAUUCGGUGAUUGAGCAAGAUAUGUUAAGAUUACAGAGUGGUGUCCCGAUCGGCUUUGCGCCUUUCGAUAGUUACAUCGAGAGCUGUGAUACUCAGAUGCAAUACACGCUGGAGGAUUUUGACGAUCUAAUUCAAGACUUGCGAACGCGACAAAAAUACGGUCACUUGUUCACCAAAUGGACUACCCCGGUGACGCUGCGAUAUUUUGCGGCCCGCCUUGCACAAAUGUAUACUAAUCUGAGUCCACUGCUUUCUACAAAUUUGAUGGUGGAGUAUUAUUCAGGGGACGUGAACUUUCAUAACAUUCUCUUCAAAUACGACCCUAAGGAGCUUGAGCGUGAGAGCGUCGAUAGUGCAAUGUUCUGGUUUGGAAAACGAAACAUUGAACCCAUCAAGCCCACGUUGAGAAAUUUCCUGACCUAUUGCAAGUAUUGCGAUUAUGAGAGCGUAUGCUUAUGGAAAAAAGAGGGCAAAGAUGCAUGUCGAAGCCUGGGUGACGACCUCACCGAUCUUGACCAAAAAGUAGAAGGAAAUGACUCAACGACGACAAAUUAA